Bombina bombina (fire-bellied toad) is the source of this 1817-nucleotide messenger RNA. RefSeq names its product sialic acid-binding Ig-like lectin 14. Bases 168 to 1424 code for a protein of 418 amino acids. Lineage: Eukaryota; Metazoa; Chordata; Amphibia; Anura; Bombinatoridae. The record is from RefSeq and is a predicted model, not a curated record. The transcript has 9 exons.
GAAAGAGAAGCUAUACUAUAGAGCUUGACAAAUGGAACAAUAAAUGGAAAUAUACACAACAGCAAAUAAUAUUUACAAAUGACAGCGUGCUAGACGAUAUUGUCUUCUAUAACUUUACUUACAUUUUGAAUUGGAAUUCUGACUACCUGUGAUUUCAAUCUGUAUCAAUGAGCAUAUUAAUCAAGAUGUUGCUUGGACAAUGUUGCUGUCAUAAUUAUUGCCCUGCCAUAUUCAUAAUUUUGUUCCUGUCAUGGGAAGGUCUUAACGGGGAGCUACUUCCGGGUUUCAGCAUACAGGCGACUAAAGAACUUACAGUGCAGCGUGGGCUUUGUGUGUACAUUCCCUGCAGAUUUACAUAUAGCACACAAUAUGGAGAUUUAGUAUCAGCAGAUUCCCAGACGAUCUGGUUUAGAAAUUAUGAGUUUUAUUUGUCUUCUAAACCUGUUCUACUAAAUCCACUAAAUGAACAAAUUAAACAAGGAGACUGCUCCCUGAAAAUCAGUGAUGUAAGCAUGGAAAAUCAGGGGGAAUAUUAUUUUAAGAUUGAAGGAACAGAUCGCUUACGAUUUAACUAUGGUGAUAUCAAACCCUGCAUAUCAGUGACAGAGCUUACAGAAAAACCUCAAAUUUCCCCUGAUGAAACCCUGCUUGCUAAUAAAGAGGUGACACUGACAUGUAUAGCUCCAGGGAGAUGUGCUGGGACUGCUCCAAUUAUCACAUGGGAAGGAAAUUUAAGUAACAGAACAGUCGCUUAUAACAUGAUGUAUACAGAUGGUAACAGCACCUACUACUCAAAUAUCACUUUCACUCCAUCAUAUAAAGAUAACUCUGCAUCUCUUACUUGUAAAGUCACCUACCAAUCCCCUGGAUUCCCAACCACCAGCGAUAAAAUGACUCUAAAUGUUGGAUAUGCGCCAAGAAGACCAGUGGUAUAUAACUCAAAUGGAACUGUUUUGAACGAAAAUGAUCAGGAACUUUAUGAAGGGUCCUCUUUUUUCAUGAAAUGCACUGCUGAAAGUUCUCCACCUGCCACAUUUUACUGGCUGAAACCUAAUAAUUAUGUUUUAGAAGGACAUGAAAUAAAUGUGAAUGGUCUUUUGGAAACUGAUUAUGGUUUAUACAUGUGCAAAGCCACAAAUAGGUUCGGGACUUCAUCCAUCUCUGUCAACAUCAUCCGUAAAAGCAAUUGCAGGUGUGUGGAUUCCAAGAUCAUUGUUGGAAUUGCAGUUGUGAUCAUUGUUCUUAUAUUAUUGAUUGGUCUUGGAAUCUUCUGCUUUCUUAGGAGAACAAAGAGCAAAGGCAAAAAAGGUGAUAAAGAGGAAGGCCAUGAAGUUAAUGAAGGAUCAAAUUCAGUGUACCAGGAUAUAUUGGUUUUAAAGGGACAAACAAGUGACAUAUACCACACAUUAAAUAUGGAGAAAUAAAGAAGGUUUCCUGCUUAUCAGCUUUCGGGUCAACCAUUCAUAAAUAUAUAUAUAUAUAUGUAAUUUGUCUUAAAUGAAAGUUUUGAAAUGUCUCCUGAGCUAAUUUUCUUAACAUAAUAUCAUGAUUUUAAGGAUUCAUUUAUUUUAAACAACCUUUAAGAAGAGUUUUCCACAACUGUCCUUUUUCCCCCAUAUAUUUACAUUUUAGGAAUUAUGCACAAUUUGUAGCAAUGGAUAAUCUUGCUUCUCAAUUGAACAGACCUUUUUCUAUACAUUAUUCUUAUAAGUGGUAUUAACUGUAUUAACCUUUCUUAUAUUGAUUAUAUAUUCAACACGUUAAAUAACAAGUUGGCUAAGAAUGAUUUUUGCUUAUUUUUAAAUAUGUUCAUAUAU